CAUAUAUUCUAAGAAUUAGAAUCGUAGUACUUUGUUUUAAGUUGACAAAUACAAAAUUAAAUAACAAAUGUCACUAUAAACAGUGUUCACUUCACUCUAGUAAAAAAUAAUGAGAAAAAUCUAAUUCGGUUGACAAUUUUCUCUUCUUUAUUUUCUUCGCCGUUUCAUUUACGUUUUGGAAGGAAGUUUCUGAUAUCUUCUUUGGCAUUUACGUCACAAAAAUCGAUCAUAUGUAUAUAUACACAUACAUAUGAACUGUAUUUGCUUAUGAUCAUCAUAGAUUCAUAAGUUCAAGACUUGACACACUGAUACUCUUGUGUCUUGUUCAUCAAGAAAGUCAAUGGUUGUGGCAAUGAAGAAAGCAUGGCUUAUGAUCUAUCUCUUGAUCACCAUUUUAUCUGCAACCUCAGUCUGUUCUUCAAUCUCUGUCUCGUACUCUGAUCACUGCUCUUCACUUGUCCCUGUAUCAACCCCAACUGUUCCACCUGACACUUCCAUAUUCCCUCUCUUCCGAAUCCUAAACGGUCACUACACCGGCGGUGAAAGAAUUAUUGGCAACUUCUCAUCCCAAUUCUCUGUCAACUCCCCAAAACAAGUCUCAUUCCACCCAAGCCAAAACAUCUUCAAAACCAACACAACUGGUGUUUACAAGAUUCGAGCCUACUUGAUCUUCAGUCGCUCGAGUGCAUACUAUUAUCUUCCUCCCAAUUCAACCCAUGGCCAGCCUUACUAUCAUCGGUCAAGUCCAUUGAAGUUUUCAUUAGAUGGGUUCUGGUCACGGAGCUCUAGAAAGCUAUGUAUGGUUGGCUCGGCUUCUUGGAACUCUGAGAAAGGUAAUCCUCUCAAUCUUGACGCGGUUCUUAAGCUUAAUUAUGCAAUGAAUUCGACUAUUGUUACUAGUUUGGUUACCGGGAUAUUGGAGAGCUUGAGCUCUCCAACCAGUCCGAAUUACUUCGAACCAAUUUCAAUCUUGGCAUUUGUUCCUUCUAGUAACUACGUUUACACAUUGGUUUCCGAGGAAGUUGAUAACGGGUGUCUUGGUGGGAUUGAUUUUCCACAGAACCAAUCGAUUGGUAUCCAAUCAGGACAUUUCUGUUCAAUGCUAUGGCGACCAAUCAAUGACUUCAUGUUGGAAUAUCCCAAUGAGUGCGUUUCAUGGAAAAAUUGUACUCCUCUUGGCCCUGGUAUUGAGUAUCUGCCUCGCCUGAUGUCCCUGAGCACGAUGCAGUGUUCUGAGAAAGAACGCAAGGUGCGAUUCUCCAUAGGAUUUGGGAACAAUAGCUAUAUUGGGUAUUCCCAACCUUUUGAUCCCACGAUAACGUUUGUUGGAGAAGGAUCGUGGGAUGGGAACAAGAACCAGCUUUGUAUGGUUGCUUGCCGGAUCUUGAAUUCUACCAAUUCUUUGGCAAAUGCUCGCGUUGGUGAUUGUUCGCUCAGGUUGAGCUUGAGGCACGCUGCUUUCUGGACAAUCAGAGACAGAACAAUCAUUAAUGGUCAAAUUUGGACUAACAAGACUGCCAAUGAGUCAGGGUACUUCAACAGGAUCAAAUUUGGAAGCUAUGAGAAUAGGAUGAUUGGGGGUGUUUCAAGAUCUAUGGGUUUGAGAUAUGAGUACACUGAAACUGACAGAGUAAGAAAGUCAUGCUUGGUAAAGAAGCAGCCUGCGAAGAAGAGGACGUGGGAGAGGUACCCAAAGGGGAAUUCUUACGAUUUGAGGUUUGACAUGUCGGUUAAAGAUUCCAUGCGGAAACUUGCUUGGGGUUAUGCAGUCCCCAUCUUUGUUGGUGAUCAGCGUUAUGAUCAAUCUCUCUCAUAUUCAAGGUAUGACAAAUCUGAAGUCGAGGCAAACAAAAGUUUUAUCGGCCCAUUGAAUAUCAGCUACAUUAUCAGCAUUGCAAGGUUACCUUCUUCCACACAUGGGAUUCCUUCAAGUAAUUUAUCUUUCAUUCCCAAACGUGGAGUUGGUAUUUCUGCUGAAGGAAUCUAUGAUGAUGAAACAGGGCAGCUUUGUAUGGUGGGCUGUAGAAAUGUUGGUCCAAACGAUUCUAAGGACUGUGAGCUGCUUUUGAAAUUCCAAUUCCCACCUGUAAAUGCAAAGAGAGGAGGGACUAUCAAGGGAAGCAUCGAAAGCACACGAAAAAAAACUGACCCUCUUUUCUUCAAGCAUUUAAGCAUGUCUUCAAUUGCUUUCUACACUGGGGAAGCUAAGAAAUCUGUGUGGCGAAUGGACUUGGAGAUCACCAUGGUUUUGAUCUCCAACACACUGGCAUGUGUGUUUGUGGGAUUACAACUCUUUCAUGUGAAAAAAAACCCUGAUGUGCUUCCUCUCACAUCCCUUGUCAUGUUUAUGAUCCUCACUUUGGGGCACAUGAUCCCUCUUGUGCUCAACUAUGAAGCUAUGUUCUUUGGAAUUCGCAAUCGCCAGAACGUGUUUCUUGGCAACGGUGGGUGGGUCGAAGUGAACGAGGUGAUUGUGAGAGUGGUUACAAUGGUGGCUUUCUUGCUUCAAUUCCGGCUUCUCCAACUGGUGUGGACAGCACGUUUGGGUGACGAAAACCAUAAGAGCCUGUGGAUUGCUGAAAAAAAGACUCUGUUUGUGUCUCUACCAUUAUACAUUAUUGGGUUAUUAAUUGCUUGGCUCAUGAAUUUGGGGAAGAACAAUCACAGCAAUGCAAUAAUUUCUUCUUCUCUUCACCAACAGCACUCUCUUUGGGAGGCUUUGAGAUCAUAUGGUGGUUUAGUCCUUGAUGGGUUUCUUUUCCCUCAAAUUCUCCUCAACACAAUCAGAUUUUCAAAGGAAAGUCCUCUUUCUCAUUCCUUCUACAUUGGAACCACCUUUGUUCGAUUGCUGCCACACGCGUACGAUCUUUACAGGGCUCAAAACUAUGCUCGGCGCCAUUUAGAUGGUUCAUACUUCUACGCGAAUCCUAGCGCAGAUUUCUAUUCCACUUCUUGGGAUGUCAUAAUUCCUUGCGGGGGAGUGUUGUUCGCAGCCAUCAUUUUCUUGCAGCAGCGAUUUGGAGGCCGAUGUAUUCUUCCCAGGAGAUUUAGAGAGGCAGAGGGAUAUGAAAAGGUGCCUAUAGUGACCAGUGAGCAGUAGUGAGUCAAGUGCUAAAAUGGAAAUAAAGCUUAUAAGAUUUUCUGUUGCUUUACAAGUUGUUCUAAGUUGUAUUUUGUGUCUUCUUGAACAAGAAAAAACUGCAUAGUCUUUCCACUUGCAGUAAGCUUUAGUCUGUGUGUGUGUGUUCGUAGGUGCCACUGGUCUGUCUUACGUUUGUGGGUUUUGGUCUGCACAAUGGAGAUAUGAUAAUUCUCAUCUUUCUUGUUUUCA
Molecule: messenger RNA, 3331 nt
Organism: Camellia sinensis
Lineage: Eukaryota; Viridiplantae; Streptophyta; Magnoliopsida; Ericales; Theaceae
Cellular component (GO): intracellular membrane-bounded organelle
Source: RefSeq, a predicted model, not a curated record